UGUAAACAUGGCGACUAGUAUAUUGGGGAUACUACAAGUUCGGCCUCCGUAUCUUUAUUUUUUAUGGUCCACAUAUUUUGUCAUAAUUUGCAUUCCAUUCGCAGAGACGUGCAACUAUAUUCCAAGAUAUUCUAACCUCUCUUCUCAACUUGAUGUCAAACCAUGAUCGCAUGAACGAGUAAAGCAAUAAAGUUCGCAAAAUAUAAGCGGUUUCCGAAAGAUUGGGAAUAAAAUAUAAUGAUGUCACGAUCUGUGAGAGCAGAGACACGAAGUCGUGCCAAAGAUGAUAUCAAGCGGGUGAUGCAAGUUGUCGACAAAGUACGACACUGGGAAAAGAAAUGGGUGACCAUAGGUGAAACAACGAUGAAAAUCUACAAAUGGGUUCCUAUAUCUACACUUGAGCAGAAAAAAAAAGGAAAGGUUAUUGGUGACAAAGAGAAUAGUUUAGCUAGGAAAGCCGGCAUGGAUUCCUCAAACUCUAAUUUUGGUCUCGCAGAGGACUCUAAUACCUGUUUUUCAACCGUGAGUGACUCACAGGGACUGACAGAUUUCUCCGCACAUCUUGGUUUCUCUGAAGAUUCAAAUUCGCAGAACAGCGAGCCAACGCCUAAGAGAUUGAAGACUGAUUAAGUUUUAUUCAUGUACACAAAUGUCAAAUAAUCAAGCUAAGUUGACUUUCCAUUAAGUUAUAAAUUCUAAACUUUAAAAAGUGUGUAAAAAGUUUGUCCAUUCUAUUGCAUGCUUGCAAAUCUUGACUAGUAUCAUAUUACCGAACAAUAAUAAAUAUUUGAUCAUA
Messenger RNA from Neodiprion fabricii, 796 nucleotides. It is a transcript of the gene BCL7-like, whose product is annotated as B-cell CLL/lymphoma 7 protein family member A. The record is from RefSeq and is a predicted model, not a curated record. Lineage: Eukaryota; Metazoa; Arthropoda; Insecta; Hymenoptera; Diprionidae. The coding region runs from base 238 to 630 and encodes 130 amino acids. The transcript is spliced from 5 exons.